This is a messenger RNA of Didymodactylos carnosus, 1272 nucleotides long. NCBI's taxonomy places the organism in Eukaryota, Metazoa, Rotifera, Eurotatoria, Philodinida, Philodinidae. The record is from the annotation of a GenBank genome assembly.
AUGUACCAUCCUGUGACGACGUUAAAUCAUAAUCAUUUUCGAACAGUACAUGGAUCGCCACUGAUAUCUCAGUUGAAGAAAACACGGACUCACAUUCCGUUACAAAAUAGUAAUAUUAACAAUAGUAAUAACAAUACUCACAUUUUUAUUCCCUCACUAUUCGAUAGCACUAAACCUUCUCAAACUACUCAAAUUGUUGAUCAAGAUAUUUGCACACUCGAUACUAACCGUCUAUCUAAACAUAACCAUAGAAAUGGAAAACAACGAACGGCUCUCACUAAUCAUUUAAUUUCAUCCAUAUCUUCGGAAAAUCAUCAUGCUAAACUCGUUCCGUUAUCAAAUCCAAAUUACAAUACGAUAUCAUAUUCAACUUCUUCGACAAAAUUAUCGUCAUUAAUAAGACCAAAAUCAUCAUCCUCUAUUCCGACAAUAGUCUAUUCUGAUGAUAAUUCGAAAAAUAGCGCAUUUCGUUUUAUAAACAAUCGAUCGACAGUAGCAACACACCAGCAAUCACGACCCAUAGUAGAAAAUGGCACAUAUAGUCACAGUUCUAAUAAUGAUAUUUCACAAUCAAGAAUAAUGAUGAGAGAUAACAUUUUAAGAGAACAAUAUGCGACAUUAAUUAACAUUUUAAGAACACAAGAAAUACAAGUUAAACAACAACAAAAAGAAAUAACGGACAAACAAAGAGAAAUUGAGUAUCGUGAAGUUCAUUUAUCUCGAACAGAACGUGAUAUUAAAGAUAUUCAAUAUAAUAUUCAUUUAUUAGAAGAUCGUGAUCGUUACAUUUUCGAUGAAUGCGAUAAACUAUCCCACGAAUAUUCACAAACACAAUUUGAUUAUGAGCUACAACAAAAUAUGAAAUUACGACAUGAAUAUGAUGAAUAUAAUAAAAAAAUUCAUAUGUGUAAAUGUUUAAUGGAAACAAAAAAUAUCGCACAUGAACAGUUAGAACAAGGAGUUAAACAAUGUCGAGAUGAAUUAGAUAGAUUACAACUGAACAUGACAGAGCAAGACAUUCGAUAUAUCAACAAUGAUUUAGAACAAUUGAUAACAUCAACUAGUAACCAAGAACAAUUGUUACAACUGUCUCAGCAGAGAAAUGAUGAUUUAGAAUAUUUAUUGAAUGAACGACGAGAACAAAUGAAUGAUUUAGAAAGAGAAUUGUUAAAACUAGAUGAAAUAUUAAUUAGCAGUCUUAUCAGUCCAUGCGGUUCAAAUUCGGAUAUGCCUGUUCAAUUACAAUUUGUCAAUAGAAAAUUAAAAUAUUGA